ACCGUGGCACCGAGUGGCACGUCCAGUGUUUUAACACGUCCAGGGAUGGUGACUCCACCACCUCCCUGAGCGGGCCAUUCUGUUAUGUAACGACCCUUUCCGUGAAGAUUUUCUUCCUGAUGUCCAACCUAAACGUCCCCUGGCACAGCUCAACACUAUGUCCUCAUACAGCCAGCUGUCUGGGAGAAGAGGCCGAUCCCCAUCUGGUUCCUUUCAUGCGCAAGUUUUUGCACACUGAGAUGUACUUGUCUGUCAGAUGGGGAGCUGAAAGCAGCAAUGCGGCUGCAAGGAUUGGCACAAGGGAGCUGCUUCAAGGCUCUGUGAUUAAACGAAGCUGCUGCAACACACUGCAGUUGGAACAGGGUGAGAUUCUUGAUGCUCAACAGCAAACGAUGAGCAUGGCUGAUUUUAUCACUUUCAAAGUGACUAUAGAUUGUCUUGCUUCUUCAAUUUUAGCACAAUCUUUGAAAAAUAACCCUUUGGACAUUGCAGUGUUUGGAGAAGAAAUGUCUGUUUCAGAAGCCUGGAGCUAUAUGGAUAGUGCUUAUUUUGGGAAUAAAGUCCUUGGUGGAUCAGUGCUUGAUACGGUGAAAAGAAAGAUCAGGGUUGCGAUGCCUGGUCUGGAAAGGAAUGUGGACACAACCUUUUGCUCACGUAGGACCUCAUACUUUUGGAAUCAGGGACUUUGGCAAAACACCGCUUGUGGAAAUAAUCGGCGUCGGGAUGCUCCGCUUUGCUCCGUGGUACGCCUUGCUUAG
This is a messenger RNA of Vidua chalybeata, 758 nucleotides long. RefSeq lists its product as uncharacterized. The coding region runs from base 120 to 758 and encodes 212 amino acids. Lineage: Eukaryota; Metazoa; Chordata; Aves; Passeriformes; Viduidae. The record is from RefSeq and is a predicted model, not a curated record. The transcript has 3 exons.